ACAGUUAACCACCAGAUCCUCCUGUCAGCCCACACAAUGAAGGGCAUCUCAGGAACAGCACUCCAGUGGUUCAAGUCUUAUCUCUCAGGAUCUGUCAUUCAGAAACAUGGCUUUUCCUACCACUACUAUGAUGCUGAUGACACACAUGAUGAUCCGACAGUAGCUGCUCACAUCUCAGCCUGCCUGACACACAUUUCUGGCUGGAUGAAGGACCACCACCUUCAACUCAACCUUGCAAAGGCAGAACUGAUUGUGGUCUCGCCCAACCCAACACUUCAUCACAACUUCUCCAUUCUGCUAGGUUCGUCAACCAUAACUCCUUCCAGGACAGCCAGGAACAUUGGAGUUGUGAUUGAUGAUCAUUUAAACUUCACAGACCACAUUGCUAGAACUGCCCGGUCCUGCAGAUUUGCCUUAUACAGGAGGAUCAGGCCCUUCCUAUCGGAGCAUGCUACACAACUCCUUGUCCAAGCUCUUGUUCUAUCCAGACUAGACUAUUGUAAUGCCUUCUUGGCAGGCCGUCUAGCAUGUACUGUCAAUCCUCUGCAACUGAUCCAGUAUGCAGGAGCAAGAGUGGUCUUUAAGGAGCUGAAGAGAGCGCACAUCACACCUCUCUAUUCAUUUACACUGACAUCAAAUUCAAGGCACUGAUGUUUGCUUACAGAACAACCACUGGUUCUGCACCACUAUACCUAAACUCACUAUUUCAGACUUAUGUGUCCUCCAGAAGCUUGUGUUCUGCAAGUGAACGCCGCCUUGCGGUGCCAUCCGUAAGAGGCACCAAAUCACUCUCACAGACCUUUACCUGAACUGUUCCCUGCUGAUGGAAUGAUUUUCCAUCGAUUUCAGAUAAAAACAUCUUCUAAAUGAUUAAAGGUAAAUGUACUUUUCUUUAUCAGAUUAUUAACUUAAUGUAGAUUGAUUCAAUUCUGAUAUUAAAUAGUAUUUCUGACUUUAA
Messenger RNA from Megalobrama amblycephala (Wuchang bream), 958 nucleotides. RefSeq lists its product as uncharacterized. Lineage: Eukaryota; Metazoa; Chordata; Actinopteri; Cypriniformes; Xenocyprididae. The record is from RefSeq and is a predicted model, not a curated record. The transcript has 2 exons. Bases 37 to 651 code for a protein of 204 amino acids.